This is a messenger RNA of Sinocyclocheilus grahami, 1184 nucleotides long. Its product is annotated as protein NOXP20-like. NCBI's taxonomy places the organism in Eukaryota, Metazoa, Chordata, Actinopteri, Cypriniformes, Cyprinidae. The record is from RefSeq and is a predicted model, not a curated record. The transcript has 8 exons. The coding region runs from base 237 to 1184 and encodes 315 amino acids.
AUUUUACUACAAUUUAACGCGAGGUGUGACUGGAAUUUGUGCGCUUGUUUAUUUUCCUGUGUGCCAAACGCUCAUGUGACGUCACUAUCCACAGCGGCACGCGACCCUGGUGCAGACGUGGCGCGAGCUCGAGCUGGAAGGUUGCGCGAGGCGAGCGAGACUGUCAGCAGAACUGGCGAGAAGAGACGAGCCCAUGAAUGAGCUGGAUUUCAGAAGCAAGACAAUAACACAGCACCAUGUCGCAAGAUGAGACCUUGGGAGACCUCGCUACAAAAUCUCCCCCUUCCCUCCAGACGACUGCCUCUGAUGAGACUGCAGCAAAUACAGACGAGGUCCUGCUGAUAUCACAAAUCUCACUAGACACAUCGGCCUCUGACUCAACCAAUGUGGCUGCAGAAGAGCACAGUACAACUAAAGGUGUUGAAGUGAAGCAGGUACAUCCAUCAGAAGAAAAACCUGAGGGUCAGGUGACUGAAUGUGUGGAUUCAGUGAGCCUGGAUGCAGAUGUUACACAGGAAGAAGUGCAGGGAACAGAGUGCCCGGAUGAGUCUAAACCUAAAGGCUGGAGUAGUUGGGGCUCCUGGGGGAGGUCACUUCUGACCACUGCUACAUCCACUGUGGGUCAAGGGUUAAGCUCUGUAAAAGAGAAAGCAGGUGUGGCAUUACGAAUCCGUCAGAGCUCAUCAUGUGAGGAGGCAGAAGAGGCCCAUGAGCAUUCUGGGACAGAGACGGCAGAACACGUUCAUUCAGAGGAGGUGCAGAGAGGAGUACUGUCAACCAUCAGCAGCGCUGUUCAGAGCACUGGAAAGUCAGUAAUAACAGGAGGUCUUGAUGCUUUGGAGUUCAUUGGAAAGAAGACCAUGAAUGUCUUGGCAGAGAGAGACCCAGGUUUUAAAAAGACCAAAAUACUGAUGCAGAGAACUGUCUCUCUGUCUCAGAUGUUAAAAGAAGCAAAGGAGAAGGAGAGAGAGAGACUGAGCAGUCAGAUGGUCACAGAACCAACCGCCCACUAUGGGAUCUUGUUUGAUGAUUACCAAGGCUUGUCUCAUCUUGAGGCACUGGAGAUACUUUCCAAUGAGAGUGAAGGGAGGGUGCAGGAAUUCUUUGGGGUUUAUACAGAGACGAUGAUAGUUGCUAAACCCAAAUCUAACCUUAACCUGACAACAAACCUGUUGAAACGAUGA